Molecule: messenger RNA, 1114 nt
Organism: Puccinia graminis f. sp. tritici CRL 75-36-700-3
Lineage: Eukaryota; Fungi; Basidiomycota; Pucciniomycetes; Pucciniales; Pucciniaceae
Exons: 1
Coding region: 1-1056 (351 amino acids)
Source: RefSeq, a predicted model, not a curated record
AUGACUAUAAACUACUCUAUUCUGCUCAAUCACCUAUUCAUGUUCUUCAUUUCGUUUACUUCUGGAAAGCCUUUGUGGGAACCCGACAAUCUGAUGUGGAGUGAGCUGGGACAAGUGGUUGAAGGCGGCCAGAUCAAACCAUCUUUGCGGCAAGCCCCGGCGCAACUCACGUCCGGGAUUUCUGUGUCCGAUGGACUCGUCACAAAUCGCCGGUCAGAUUCAGAUUUUAGCGCGUCACUUUCCGGUGCUGGAUCCUCACGCUCGUCGCAUCCUGAUCAGCAACUCGCCAUUACGACCCCUAAUUUCGCCUGCAAUAACCAAGCUGACCUACGCCGACCCCUGUUCCCCUUUCGCCCCCUCGGUCCCAUAGAACUACACCGGCUCGAAGGAGGAGAAUGGGGACAUCCUGAUUCUUCCAUUACGAUCAAUGCGGACUCCUCCCUCUUCCCUUUCGCUGGCUCCCCCACAUCGACACACUUGUAUCAGACCAACCGGGCGGAAAGCAAAGAUGAAUCUUUUGUAUCUUCCUCUCACCUCCUCGGCUCCCUACCACCAUCUCCGUCCAAGGGGAGAAAAGUUGGGAAAAGGACAAACGGUCGUAAUCCUCCCGUCUUUUCGGACCUGCUGGUACGCGCUGAAAGAAGCCACGACCAGAGUACGAGCGCGUUGACAAAAUCAGAAAUCCCCAACCUCUGGGCUCCACAACCAGAAACUGCAAUCAUGAAUACCGCCUUCUGCAAUACCAUUCACGAUGUUUACAGAUCAUUCACGAAUCAAAAGGGGGCGCGGGUGUACAAUGACAAAAAACACAUCAAGCUUUACCUGGGUAUCAACAAGGCGUCUAAGCCAGAGUCCAUCGUUAUUUCAAACCGAUCCAAAACACAUUCAGUCUAUUAUACCUUACAUGACCCAGUAGCUGGCCUCUAUGUUUGGGAAAGAACCCUCAAUCCCCUUUGCGAGGAAAGUGUUGUUUUACAUCCCAUGCUAGGAGAGGGGCUGCUUUAUGCGAAAGGGGGAGAGCAAAAGCGGGUGGACCCAUAUCGACGAAAAAGUUGAUUCAAAUUUUCCAGUACUUCAAAUCAAAUUAAUUUUACUUUAGACAUCACCAACUACA